This is a messenger RNA of Nicotiana tabacum (common tobacco), 1369 nucleotides long. The record is from RefSeq and is a predicted model, not a curated record. NCBI's taxonomy places the organism in Eukaryota, Viridiplantae, Streptophyta, Magnoliopsida, Solanales, Solanaceae.
GUCUAUUUCGGUUAUGUAAAUUAUUAGGAGUUGAGAAAGAAGAAAAACCUCCAUAACCAAUUGAUGCUAGAAAGCAGCUACUGAAUAAAUGUCGUCAGUGUACGUAUUGGAACCGCCGACGAAGGGAAAAGUUGUACUCAACACGACGUAUGGGCCCUUAGAUAUAGAACUAUGGCCAAAAGAAGCACCAAAAGCUGUAAGGAAUUUCGUUCAAUUGUGUCUCGAAGGUUACUAUGACAAUACCAUUUUUCAUCGUGUCAUCAAAUCUUUCCUUGUUCAAGGUGGUGACCCUACCGGCACUGGCACUGGUGGUGAAAGCAUAUAUGGUGGUGUGUUUCCUGAUGAAUUUCACUCCCGUUUAAGAUUCAAACACAGGGGUUUGGUGGCAUGUGCUGGUGCAGGCUCACCAAAUUCAAAUGCGAGUCAAUUCUUUAUGACUUUGGAUCGUUGCGAUUUUCUCGACAAGAAGCAUACAAUUUUUGGAAAAGUAAGUGGGGAUUCAAUAUAUAAUCUUAUAACAUUGGGUGAAGUUGAAACUGGCAAGGAUGAUCGGCCUGUGGAUCCUCCACCUAAGAUACUAUCUGUAGAGGUAUUAUGGAACCCUUUUGAGGAUAUUGUCCCAAGACCGAAGCUUGCAAAAGCUUUACCUUCUGAAGUAACAACUGAGAAGAAAAAUGCAAAGCAUAAAGCUACUAAAAAGUUGAACUUGCUUUCAUUUGGAGAAGAAGCAGAAGAGGAGGAGAAAGAGCUUGCAGCUGUGAGUACAAGGAUAAGAAGCAGUCAUGAUGUCUUGGAUGAUCCACGUCUGCUGAAGGAAGGAAAACAUGAUCAAGCUUUGGACUCAAAUGAAGGAAAAUCGACAAGGGAUGUUCAGUUGACAAUCAGAGAAGCUUUGGGAUCAAAGAAAGAAGCGUCUAGUAAAGAAUCAGAAGCUGGUUUUCAUGAAUCCCUUGAUAACAGUGAUGAAGACGAGGCUGGCUUUGAUGCACGUAUGCGUCAGCAGAUACUAAAAAGGAGGAAGGAGCUUGGCGAUCCACCGCCCAAACAAAAGUUGCUCAGAGAGAAUGGUAAUGCAAGAAAUCGUUCGCCAUCUCCUCCAAGGUGCAGGUUUAAUCUUAUUUCUCUCCAUGCUGUUCUCGUUUCUUAUAGCACAUUGCCAUCUCAAAAUACAACAGUAGCUGAAUAUCUAGUUUCUUGACCAUAUGCUCUUUAACCAUCUGCUUGUGUCCAGCAUUUAUUACGUUCUACUUUUGUUGAACUACAUGAAUAUGCUUUUUAUAUGAGAUGGUCACAUGGUUCAACAGUGGUUAUCCCUAAAUACUUAUUAUGUGAGAAGGCACGGGAGAAAAUAUGUUAUUGAUAUAUUGAA